AGUCGGUGUGCACCGGUCGCAGGCUGAACACCUUUAAACGAAAGAUCUCGUCGCGCCACCGUAUAGAGACCUCGUCGACGAAGAUAUACUUUGGAUAUUUUCCAGGCUGUGAUGAUCAUGGACCGAGCCAUCAUCUUGUGUACUAUCGUGAUAGCCCUCGUUUCCUUAAAAAUGCCAACAACUUUUGGUAUACGAGAUUCAUCGUGUCCAAGGAUAUGCACACAACAGGCGUACGGAGAUCCUGUGUGUGGCUCGGAUGGUGUCAUAUAUCCCAACAUAUGCGAAAUGAAGAAGAAAACGUGCGGUAAAGGGAUUAAACUUUCCACAGAUUCAGGUGUUUGUCAAAGAUCUCAAGGUUCAAAGUGCGACCAUAAGUGUGGUACAGAAAAAGACCCCGUUUGCGGCACGGAUGGCCGCACAUACCUGAACAGGUGCAUGCUCCAGGUCGAAAUAUGCAGGGUUGGCAUCGAUCUAUCCCAUUUAGGUUCAUGUAACAACAUAAGUGCACACAGAGAAAAUUGUCCAAUCGAUUGCAAAUUGGCUCCUCAAGAUGGGCCUAUAUGCGGUAGCGAUGGAAAUGUUUAUAAGAAUACUUGUCAAAUGAAAUUACUCACUUGUGGCCAAGGAGUAGUUAGGACUAACAAGAAAUACUGUCAAACAACAAGACAUUGCAGAGAGGUUUGUUGGAGAUCUAACAAACCAGCUUGCGGAUCGGAUGGUAAAAUUUACGCGAAUGUUUGUAAGAUGAAGACGAAGAACUGCGGAAAACAUGUAUUCGAAGUCCCAAUGGCUUUCUGUACGAUGCAAGAAAGACAUUCCCACUCUUUAAAUUGUCCUAUUAGUUGCGUUAAUGAAGUCGAGAAGCCUACUUGCGGUUCGGAUGGAUACAUUUACAAAAACGAGUGCGAGUUAAGGCUACUCAAUUGUGGAAAUAAUCGCAAAGUCCUUAAGGUUGAUUUGGAUAAAUGUAAAGCUAGAUUAUCAAAGUGUCAGAAAAUUCAAUGCAACGAAGAACAAGAUCUCGUUUGUGGUUCAGACGCAAGAACUUAUAUCAAUCAAUGCCAACUCAAUCUAGCCACCUGUUUAAAAGGAGUACAAUUAGCUCAUGUAGGAAAUUGCACUUCUUUAAGAGAACCGACUCCAUGUCCAACAAAUUGUGACCAUGUUGAACCACAACCAGUUUGUGGAUCUGACGGAAAUGUCUAUAGAUCUGAGUGUGACCUAAAAAAAGAAACAUGCGGACAAAUCGUAGUUGAAGUUCCACAACAACAUUGCAGAACAACAGCACUUUGUAAAGAUACAUGUGACGAUAGCGUCAUUCAAUACGUGUGCGGUUCAGACAAUAAAAUUUAUAAAAGUGAAUGUGAAAUGAAGAGAACAAAUUGCGGGAAACACAUAUUUGUGGUACCCAUGAAAAGAUGUAUAGCCGGAUUUAUGUUCCGUGGAUGCCAAAAAAUAUGUCCAACUUACUACGACCCAACGUGUGGUUCAGAUAGCUUAACUUACAGUAACAGUUGCUUCUUGGAAAUCGAAACGUGCAGAACUAAAGGAGAAGUAACCAUGAAACAUUUGGGAACGUGCGCAGAACCCAUCAAAGAAGUCCCGAAAAAUUACUUAUACUAAAAUUUACCCUUAAAACGCACUUCGAGAGGACAUAGAGAGAAUUUUUUAUAACAAAUCUUGCCCCACAUAUACCAGUAGGAACAGCGUUUGUUUCUUUCGUAAAGAGGCAACGACACACGUCGAUAUUUACAUUUAUCAAUCGAAGAUAAUGUACGUGUAUGUAAAUGGAUAUAGAGUUUUUGUGCCAAUUGCCGAUAUUGUACCGCGUAUUAAAACUUUUUAUUACGAUUGUUUCUAUCAUUGUAGCUAGUUAACGAUAGGAUUUCCAAACCCACCGUGGAGCGUAUGCAGGAUUUACCUGCAAUGUUAUUUAUUUGUAUUGCUAAUAUUAUUUUAGUGCUAGUGUUGUAACCGAGCUGUGUACUUUAGUGUAUUUAUCAAAAUAUACUAUAUUUAAAACACA
Onthophagus taurus is the source of this 2026-nucleotide messenger RNA. RefSeq names its product serine protease inhibitor dipetalogastin. Lineage: Eukaryota; Metazoa; Arthropoda; Insecta; Coleoptera; Scarabaeidae. Gene Ontology annotation, biological process: multicellular organism development; cell differentiation. Gene Ontology annotation, cellular component: extracellular region. The record is from RefSeq and is a predicted model, not a curated record. Gene Ontology annotation, molecular function: protein binding.